AUGUUUGCAACAAUUCUGGCUAUUCGUGGAAUAAAAGUGGACAUUGUGACGAGCUCUCCAGUUCUUGCCCGACGAGACCAAGUCACCUCAUCUGUAGUACCACCACAUUACUCAAAUGACUAUUCACCAGAGAAACAAGAAGAAUGUCUUAAAGAUGCUUACCAGCAGCAAAUAGUAUACGGCACAGUGGGAGCCUUUGCAGCUGACACACUAAAACAGGAAUUUGAGAAGAGGACUACUCGCGAUACAAGGCAGUUUGAGCUUGUAAUAGUGGACGAAGUGGACUAUAUGACCCUGGACAAUGGAGUUCAAGUAACAUUCUUGUCCCAUGAAUCUAGUGGACUCAGGCAUGUGGAGCAAGUACUUUCCAACAUAUGGGCCAUGAUAUCUAGUUGCCAACCAAUUGAAAUGCUUGAAACAGGAGAGGUAAAAUGGGCCACAAGAAUACAAUACUUUCAUAAAGCCACAACGGCAGCCGUUAUGGGACUGGAAACAUCAGACAUGUUUUCUGCAAAUGAGAUCUUGUUGCCCGGAGUGACUUUGGGAUUCUACACCCACGAAGAUAUUGAAAUGAUACAUCAAGCCGAGAGUAAGAAAGGAAAUAAAGCUGAUGGGAAUGAGGACAGAAUGUCUAAAGCAUUAUCUGAAGUCAUGAAAAAACUGGGAGUUUCACAACAGUAUGAUCUCUUGGGUAUAUUUGAGGAGGUCUUGGAAAACAGUGUAGUAUUUAAGCGCUAUUACUUAGAGAACAAGAAAGCCAAAUGUUUUGACUCUCAGGAAAAACAAGGUGACCUUAAAGUUGAAAUGCUCCUGCUGGAAGGAGGACUGGCAUGUGAAAUCAUGUCUGAGAAAUCACUCAUUGAUGCAACUGUAAGCACAAUAAAGUCAUCUAUCAAGUACUCAGAUAAUCUCCAGACAGCCAAAGAAUCCAACAACUUCAUUGUCAUCCCUGUUUUCUUGAAAAGCUAUAUUGAGAAUCAGUUACCAGUGUUUGUCGAGAAUGCACUGAAGGCUGUUGAGAUGACCCGUGGCAGAGAAUACAUGAUCGACACCUCGCCAGCUGCUGAAAGAGACAUCGCCAAUAGUCAAGACAGAGACAAGUAUAAUGCAGUAAUUCCAGUGGACUUCAAAGCAAGUGGUGUGCUGGAGAAAAACAAGAAGUGGGGUAAUGGUCUGCAACAAUUUUUAGAGUUCAAGCACCAACUUGCAAUUUCACCAUUAUCCAAUGUGACAAAUUACCUGUCAAAUUUCCAUUAUUUCAAAAGGUACCUCAGUGGGAGAGGUAUAUUUGGUGUUUCUGGUACAUUAGGAGGAAAAGCAGAUCAGGAAUUUCUGGCAAGACAUUAUGAAGCAAGAAGCUACAUUGUACCUGCACAUCGUCAUAAAAGGGUGGUGGAGCUUCCAGUCAUCCAGGUGAAAGGUGGAAAUCACCAAUGGAUCCAGACUAUUUGUGAAACGUCAUGGAAAGUAGCAGAGAGAGGACAAGUUGUCUUGGUAAUUUGUGAAGAUGUUAAAACAGCAGAUGAGCUAUACAAGAAAAUACAAGAUGAAGGCAGAUUUAAGGCAGAACAGAUUACUCUGUACACAAUCAGUGAGAAGCACAACAUUGAAAGAGAGAAAUUCUGUGCAGGCAGAAUCAUCAUUGCUACAAAUCUGGGAGGACGGGGGACAGACAUAAAGGUUGAUGAAAGUGUGAAUAAGUGUGGUGGUCUUUUUGUUCUUCUUACUCAUUUUCCACACAACCGAAGAGUCGAGAAACAAAUAUUUGGUCGUACAUCUCGAAAAGGCAAUCCUGGGAUGGUCCAGAUGGUUUUGAACUGUGAUCAUCUCGCACCCGCUUACCAAGGUCAGUCUGUAGAAAUCAUGCGCCAGCUAAGAGAGGAUUAUGAAAUUAAACGAAUCCAAGACAUGGAAAAUGAUGAGCUGGUUGAGAUAAACUUAAAGGAAAAUCUAUUCUCCAGGUUUUGUAAAUUGGUGACGGAAUUUGAAGGGCAUUACUCAGAGAAAGAAAAACAAGACCCCAUGCGAAUGCAGCUCAAUGAUAUUCCUGAUUGUUUUAAACAUCAUCAGCCUAAGUUUGAUUAUCAGCCUGCCAUCAAUGCACUGAAAGAAUCUUGGGCCUUGUGGUUAACCCUUCAUGAGGAUCACAUCAAUAGGCAUGACGACUUUGGACAACUUGAAGCAGACCUUAUCAGGACAAUAAAUGAAACAAGUGGAAAGCUGCUGCGAGGAGAAUGUGAUAAUUUCUACGAUCACGUCAAACAGGCAAUUGUUAGAACUAAUCUACACUGCCGUGAAAAAUCCAAAAAUGAUUAUGGAGCUAAAUCCGGUUGGCAAAAAGUUGCAAACUCUGACCCACACUACAGGGCUGUGGCACUGUAUAACCAGGCGUACAUCACCAUUAACCUCGGUAAAGGGAACUAUAAAGCAGAUGCUAUGAACCUGCUCGAAGACGCAAAGAAAUCCAUUGACCUCUACAUCUUAGAAGUCUCAAACACAAUGGUCUCAUGUAACUUAUCAGUCACUGGAAACAAAGAUCAGAGCACAGAGAGCAACAACUUUCAGAGUCAAAUGGAGGCCAGAAUGAACAUCUUUAAGUCUUGGAUGACAUACAUUGAUAAUGCAUUGAUUAAACUUAAAGAGCUGGAAAAAGAUGACGCCAUUACAGAGGAGUGUUCAGUCUACAUGCUGUCUGGAGAAAAGAACUUCAUCAUCACUAAUGAACUGAGAUCCUUAUACGACUAUGGCCUCGGUGUUGUUUUUGAGGUGCAAAAGAAGCCCAAGUUUUGCAUAGAUGCUUGUAUAUGUUUUAUUCUUGGCAUGGUACAGGUUCUCGCUGGGUUUCUUGUUUGUGCGCUGACACUUGGAACAGCCAGCCAGUUUGGAUUGGGCCUGAUUUCAGAAGGAGUGAACGACAUGAUCAGUGGAGUAGAGGGGAUGAUAAAGGGCACAUUCGAUUGGGCGUCAUGGGCUAUAUCUAAGAGUAUCAGCAUUGGGCUUUCUUUGAUAACGGCUGGCUUUAGCAACAUCAAGAAAGCAGUUUCCUCAGUGUUUAAAGUGACAAAAAGUCUCCUCAAUGGUACAAAGUCUUUUUCUUCUGUUGCAUCUGAAUUCAUCAAAUCAGGAAAGGCAAUGUUUACUUCAUUCAAAGGAGGUGUUCAGUCUGGUUUAUCAUCCGUCAGUAAGGAAUCUUUUAAGUCUGCGAUGAAAAACAUGACAUCUUCUACAGUGAUCAAACAGAACUUAAAAUUUGCGACUAAAUAUGUAGUUCAGGAAAUCGGGAAACAGUCUGUGCUCACUGCCAUGAACUACGCAAUGGAUGCAGCCCUUCAGGAAUUCUUUAAGACGAUUUUACAAAGCAGCUUUGAGAAUGUUGUUAUUUCAUCAGUGAAGCAGAGCAGUGAACUCGAUCAGACUCUUGUGGAGUUUAUCAGCUCAGGCAUUCCGAAAGCUGCAUUGACAAUAGAGGAUUUCAAGAUUGACCAGAAUUAUGAGAAGCAAGUUAAAAAAUCAGUUGGCAUGCUCUGUGAAGAUGUAAUUCCUGACCUCAUACUGGACUGUACCACAGCACAGGAUGUUAUCAGUAAACUCUCUGAAGUGUGGGAAAAAGCAGAAGAGCUUAUGAAUAAAGCCAAACUGUCAGGAGUAUAUGAAAUGGCAAAGCUGGUUCUGAAAGUAGCUGAGUACUCAGCAGGUUUCACUCAAAUAAUGGGUGCCAUACCAACAAAAGAGAUAAUACAACAGAAAUUUGUUCCUGAAUUAUUGGAGAACAUCAGUGAGCUUCAGAAUGAAACGACAAAAUAUGACCAAGAUGGACGACACAAUUUACACGAUGUACUGCGCCUUAAAUGUGAAACUCUCCAGACUAUCACCCAGAAGGUGUCUGAACAAUUCAUCAGUUCUUGUUCUGAACAUAUAAAUUCUUUAAAGAACAGCAAAUUUAAGAGUCACUUGAACAGUGCUGCAGGAAUGGCGCUGGACCACGUCAUGCACAGACAAAAAACUCAGCGCUUCUUUGAUGACCAGAGGGAAAAACACAACAAGAGAUCUGUGAGCCACAAGGAAGUGGAACAGCUGUCAGAUGAGGAAAAAACAGAGCUAAAGCAGUAUACAGAAGAUAUGUGCAAAGCUGAUCAUCCUACUACAGCCCUCGAUGUGUAUGUGCUCACAAAAAGCAACCUGCUCGGUGGAAAAGGAAUUGAACUCACUGCCGUUGAUGAAAAUGGAAAACAGCUCACUGUGGAACGUUACCCAGGAACCAACAAAUCAGCAGGCGAUAUAAAAUUGACAUUAACCAAGCCUGCAAAAACCACACAUCCAUCACAAGCUGAUACACAGCUGUACAGUGGCCGUUUUGACAUUGUACAAGAUGAUGGCAGAAUAGUCAGCGUUAACUCGGAUCAUCAGAACGCUCUUUAUCAUGCUGUAGCACAAGCAACUGGCAGCGAGACAAAGGACCUAAAGAUGGAAGCUUUGAUGCUACGCAAGAAAGUGAAAAAUGAGAUCCAGACAAACUUUGAGUCGUACACACCCCUGCUGAUUCUCCAGAGAGGAUACGACUUCUGUCACAAAAACCCCAGUAAAUACAGCAUAACUGGAAGCAGUGUAAAAAAGACUGACGUUUUACUGCAGAACUACUUACAGAGUGUUAAAUCCAUCAGAUGUGGCGAACGAACCUUCAUCAAAAUGUACCAUCUUGGAUUUGUUGGUGAAUAUAAAAGUGUUGUAAGUGCUCGGGGGUCCAGUAAGAACACCACAGGAACACUUAACACAAGCCACAUUCCACCAAAGGACUCCAUCAGAAUUGCUGAGUCUGUCAUAGAUAAACCAGACUCAGUGAGCGAGCUGAAAAAUAAAAACCUGCCGCUUUAUAACCUAAUCAGCAGCAUGAAGACGGACAGUAAUGGAUGGAACCUGAUUGCCAUGGAGGUUCUGGGACAAGAUCACAGACGAGCUCUGACUACGGGUCCAAGCAGCCUCUCAAAGACGGCCAGGAAACUUUUAGCAGACACCAUAGUUAUUGGAGACGUGGAGCUUCUGCUGAAACGCUGCAUGAUUCUGCAUCACCCGCUCACCUCACAAAAGCUGAGAGAAGCUCUAGGUGAAAGCAUUCCCUCUCAGUGCCACGUUUUGUCCGAUGAAGGUAUCCGAGGCUACUACAAAGCAGGAUACAGAAACCUGGUGUCAGAGUACAGCCGCAUGGGAAUCCUGGAUCAGAACCAGUGUGAGCGUCUGGACGAGUGGGUGACUCAGGACCAGCACGAGGACACUAACACUGCAGAGUACAGCCAGGUUCUGCAGGGGUUACAGUAAAAAUGCCUAGUGUUAGUGAACACAAUUUCCUUUCAGUGCCUUAAUGAUAAAUAUGAUGGUGCACUGAAAUUGCAUUGAUUGCAAUAAAUAAAUGAAUGAAAAAUAGUUUUAGCAAGUAAAGAUAUCUUGUAAUAUUGGUAGAUAAUUUUGAUAAUUUUAAGCAUUUAUUUUUAGGAUGAUAAAAUAAGCAUUUAAAAUUCAAAAUCAGUAGAAGUAUCUAGAAAUAUUGUGUUCUAUUAAAACAAAUCUAGUGUUUUGAUGUAGUAAUUUAAGUUUGGGUUUAAGCAUUUAGAAAAUCAGAAUACUACAGGGUUAUUCCACAAAACAUGAAUUGAAAUCCAAACAUAAUAAUGGUGUUGGGUUGCGAUUCAAAAAAUAAAAAUAAAAACACACAAAUAUAUACAUAUAUAAAAUCUAAAAACAAAUGUUUAGCUUCUCUUCAGUAUUGCUCUGUAGUGUAGAACAGGAACAUGCUUCAAGCUCCUCUCUGAUUAAAAGUUAUAAAAACACUGAAAUCAUUAAAAAUGUGUACUGAUUUUAUAAUCACAUAAUUCUUCAUAAUCCAUUAAAUGAAUCUCCAUUUUUCACACGUGUAUUGUAAAAUGUUUUGCUACUAAUCUGCAUAAUGCUGGUCAAUGGAUUUGUACUUGUAACUGAUCACAUUUUCUGAAAAUAUGCCAAUAAAAUGUUAUUGUUGUU
Molecule: messenger RNA, 6012 nt
Organism: Carassius carassius (crucian carp)
Lineage: Eukaryota; Metazoa; Chordata; Actinopteri; Cypriniformes; Cyprinidae
Exons: 6
Coding region: 1-5313 (1770 amino acids)
Biological process (GO): protein import; protein targeting
Cellular component (GO): membrane
Molecular function (GO): ATP binding; ABC-type protein transporter activity
Source: RefSeq, a predicted model, not a curated record